Molecule: messenger RNA, 1447 nt
Organism: Frankliniella occidentalis (western flower thrips)
Lineage: Eukaryota; Metazoa; Arthropoda; Insecta; Thysanoptera; Thripidae
Exons: 2
Coding region: 95-1057 (320 amino acids)
Source: RefSeq, a predicted model, not a curated record
GAGUGCGGACGUGCCUGCUCCGCUCCGCUCCGCCGCCGGCCUGCUGCCGGCUAACCUCAAAUUUGUGCCACGUGUGUGUGUUUGUUUUGUCAAGAUGACGCAACUUGGGCCGUACUCAAAAGUUUCCUGGGCCUUCACCGACAACCAAAGGCCCGUGCUGCUGACUUCAGAUGAAGAUUUUGUGAAAGCAGUUGUUGCGCAAAUGUCUACCAUGCAGUUUCCGCACAUCAAGAAGCACGUCCCAUCUCCGUACGGACACAUGGUAUGGCCCGAGGAGCUCGACGAGGACAUCGACAAUCUUGCCGACUGGUGCGCCUCUAUUGACCUUCCAGCGCCCCGCGACGGUGUGAUGUUCUUCUCCUACCAGCCCCGGGACACCCAGAGAACAAUUGUUGUCGACGCGGUCCCGGAUUUCAUCAGCAAAGAAGCCAUUCUCGACGCCCUCGUUCAACAUGCUGAAGCGAACGUCCUUGAAGCCGUUGAGCAAGAAAUUGAACCGGAAUGCAAUGACCACAUCAUGGAAAGCCUCUACUCAACGGUGAGUCACAGGAACCUCAAAGUGGUGUUGAAGUGUGACUUGGACAUGUUGGGCUCUGUGCUCACUCGUGGGCUUAUCGUCGGAGGGGUGUCCUUUCGGACACGUUUAGUCCUCUGCUGCGAGGGUGACUACCCUGACGGUAAGGCCCUGCCGCGCCCUGCCCCGCGCGGACCCGACCCGCCCCCCAAGAUCGACGUCGCGUCCCAAACCGAUGCAGUGACGUCAUGCGAGCGUGCGCUUCAGACGCAGCCCCCCUCUCCACCCGCCGCCCAGCCGGCCGGGAGCCGGGGCCGCCGCCGCCGCCACUCCUCCCCCCGCUCCAAGCAGAAGCAGACGACCCCGCCCGCCGCCCGGCCCAAGCAGUGUUAUCGGUGCCAGCAGUGGACUACGGACGCAGCCCACACAUCCAAGACCUGCACAGCGCCCCCUCGGUGCCGGCCAUGCGGCAUCAUCGCGGCGCUGUUCCAUGCGCCCCCCGAGACCCCCUUCUGCGCCAGAGAGGCCAAGCGAGCCUUCUAGACGGACAAGAUUGAAAGGAGGGACCCGCCAUCUCAUCAUCAAGCUACUGGAGAAACUUUUAAGUUGAGUGUGUUUUUUAUCACCAUUUAUUUGCACUUGACAUGCCUUGCUUCUCCGGACUUGUUUUGCCCCUCACUAAUGCCCUGGUUGUGUGUUGCAGGGACCGCAAGGUCAUUUCCCCCCACUUGUGUGUCGGGCGCGUCCCUGCACACCGCCAGUGGCGUGGGGUAGCGCCGCGCGCUUGCGCGACGUUUCGCCGCUCGACUCUGCGCCGGGCCUGUUGGCGAAGCCUCCCAGCGUGGGGUAUCUACCGCGCGCGCUGAGGCAAGAGUAGCGCUGCGCUCUCUCUCUGUACGGGGUAGCGAUGUCCCCCCGCUUCAAAUUAUAUCU